AUGGACAAUUUCUCCAGCAAAGUACGGGUGUUUGAUGCCUUUCCCAAGGUGUCACCCGAGCACUCGGUUCGGUCGCAGCGAGGAGGGUUUUCCACUAUGCUCACCAUGUUUUGUGGCCUUUUGAUCAUCUGGAUUCAAAUCGGAGGAUUUCUUGGUGGCUAUGUGGAUCACCAGUUUGCAGUGGAUAAAGCCAUCCGAACGGAUCUCCAGAUCAAUGUGGAUAUACUUGUGGCCAUGCCAUGUCAGUUUCUCACGACAAAUGUCCGGGAUAUCACCUAUGACACUUAUAUGGCUAGAGAAGUACUAAACUUCCAAGGUGUUGGGUUCUUUGUGCCCGAACAGUUCGCUAUCAACAGCCAGAACUCUGAUUACAAGACUCCAGACCUCGAUGAGAUCAUGCAAGAGACUAUUAGGGCGGAGUUCAACGUGGUUGGAGCUAGAGUCAACGAACACGAACCAGCAUGCCAUAUUUUUGGCAGCAUUCCCGUAAACCACGUCAAGGGUGAGUUCAAGAUUUUGCCCAGAACAUUUCUGCCCACUGACAGGCUGUCAAUCUCGCUGCAGUCGUAUAACUUCACUCACAUGAUCUCUGAAUUUUCCUUUGGAGAGUUCUAUCCAUUCAUUGUCAACCCAUUGGACUUCACCGGCAAGGUUACCGAGGAGCAUACGCAGUCAUACAUUUACUUUGCCAAAGUGGUGCCAACAAUCUACCAAAAGCUCGGAUUGGUUGUGGAUACUUACCAGUAUGCAUUGACAGAGAUUCAUAGAGCUUCUGGGGGCACACCAGGAAUUUCCUUCUCUUACUCUUUCGAGCCCAUUAAGCUUACAAUCCGUGAGAUGAGAAUCUCGUUUAUCGAGUUCGUAGCUAAGUUGGCCACAAUACUUUCUGGAUUGCUCAUUGCUGCAGGGUAUCUUUUUAAGCUCUACGAAAAGUUGCUUCAGAUUCUCUUUGGUAAGAAGUACACAGAGAAGGACACGGAGAAAAAAAAGGGAGGACUUCUUGACCGAGCUGCCCCCUCAAAGGAUUAUUAA
Molecule: messenger RNA, 1032 nt
Organism: Sungouiella intermedia
Lineage: Eukaryota; Fungi; Ascomycota; Pichiomycetes; Serinales; Metschnikowiaceae
Source: the annotation of a GenBank genome assembly